CGGCUGCGGAGGAGUGCGAGCCUCAGCUGCGCUGCCGGGGCCUGAGCGCCGCUCCUCCCCGCCCGCCAACCCGGAGCGCUGCGCACAGACCCAGUGUGCUUGCUGGGCUGUGCCUAGGUUCAGAGCCAUGCCAAUCUGUGGGUGAAGCUUGAGGCAGUAAUGGAGCCCCUCCAGCAGCAGCAGCAGCAGCAGCAGCAACAACAACAACAACAGCAACAGCAAAAGCAGCCACAUCUGGCUCCUCUGCAGAUGGAUGCCAGAGAGAAGCAGGGACCACAGAUGAGAGAAACCCAGUUCCUGUAUGCCCCCAAACUAGCCACACAGCCUGCUCUCCUUCCUGCCACACCGGGGAGACCUUCUGGCAGCCCUGUUCUGGGUCCCUUAGCCAGAGUUCCACCAACCACACCAGUGACCCGAGUGUUUGAGCGGUGCAACAUGAACUCAGAGCCUGAGGAAGAGGAAGGAGUUCUGGAAGAUGAAGAUGGGGAUGAUGAUGUUGCAGAGGUGGCUGAGAAAGAGACCCAGGCUGCUUCCAAAUAUUUUCAUGUGCAAAAAGCAUCUCGCCAAGACCCCAGAGCAGCAGGAAUGUCUAGCCUGCUUCCAGCACCUGGGCCCCCAUCACAGGGACAACAAGCUAAAGAAGACCAUACCAAAGAUACUUCCAAGGCCCCACCUUCCAUCUCCAUAGCUGGGCAGACAAACUGGAAUCUGGAUGAGCAGCUUAAACAGAAUGGUGCUUUGGCCUGGAGUGAUGAUGUCGAUGGAAGCCGGGGAAGAGAGAUCUCUCGAGAUUUUGCCAAGCUGUAUGAACUGGACAGUGAUCCCGAGCGGAAAGAGUUCCUGGACGACCUCUUCAUCUUUAUGCAGAAGAGGGGGACCCCCAUCAACCGGAUCCCCAUCAUGGCCAAGCAGAUCCUGGACCUGUAUAUGCUGUAUAAGCUGGUAACAGAAAAGGGGGGCUUGGUGGAGAUCAUCAACAAGAAAAUCUGGAGGGAGAUCACCAAGGGCCUGAACCUGCCUACGUCUAUCACCAGUGCUGCCUUCACCCUCAGGACCCAGUACAUGAAGUAUCUCUAUGCCUAUGAGUGUGAGAAGAAAGCCUUGAGCUCCCCAGCAGAGCUGCAGGCAGCCAUUGAUGGCAACCGUAGGGAGGGUCGGCGGCCCAGCUACAGCUCCUCCCUCUUUGGCUACUCUCCUGCUGCUGCUGCCGCUGCCGCUGCUGCUGCUGCUGCUGCUAGUGCUGCCGCUGCUGGGACCCCUGCCCUUCUCUCACCCCCCAAAAUCCGCUUUCCCAUCCUCGGGCUUGGCUCCAGCAGUGGCACCAAUGCUGGUAGCCCUCGGAUACCCCCAGCAGCCACUCUCAGGAAAGGUGAUGGAGUCCCAGUGACAACAGUGCCUGUGCCAAAUCGCCUGGCUGUGCCUGGGACCUUGGCAGGCCAGCAGGCUGGUAACCGGACUGCCACUCUGGAGCAACUACGGGAGCGACUAGAAUCUGGGGAACCCCCUGAGAAGAAGGCAUCAAGGCUAUCAGAGGAGGAACAGCGCCUGGUGCAGCAGGCCUUCCAGCGCAACCUCUUCAACAUGGCGCGGCAGCUCCCCAUGAAGAUCAGGAUCAAUGGCAGGGAAGACAGAGCAGAGACCUCGGCUGCAGCACUGAACCUAACCACAAGCAGCAUCGGGAGCAUCAACAUGUCUGUGGACAUUGAUGGCACCACCUAUGCAGGUGUGCUAUUUGCCCAGAAGCCCGUGGUCCACCUCAUUGCAGGCUCUGCUCCCCAGAGCAUCAGCAGCAGCGCCAGCAGCAGCAGCUCUCAUUGCUCACCAAGUCCUACCUCAUCUCGGGGCACCCCCAGCGCAGAGCCCUCCACCAGCUGGUCCCUCUGAUGGACAGCGCCCAGUACCCACGCCCUACUCUCGUGCUGAGAGGGAAGGAAGUUGAUGCACAGAUUUACCUCAUCUCAUGGAGCCCACGUCAGAUACCUUCUGGCCAGACCUUGAGUUUGGACAUGUCCGUCUGUCCAGGCUCCAUUCAGGUCCUGCUGUACUCUGGGGGCAGGGAGAGACUGGAGGGGCAGGACAGAGCAGCGUUGUCCAAUCAGGGAUUGUCCUGGAGAACUGGGCGGGGGUCUGAGCCUGGGCAUCCAGCCUUCUGUCGGGUUCCCCAGCCACCUCCCAUUCCCCAGAACACUGUAUUGACAAUCUGUAAGGCGACAUGGAGCUGGAGUCCCUCCACUGCCCUUCCCCCUUAAUUUAUUUCCUUUCUGCUGCCUUCUGCCUUCAACCCAGGAUCACCAGUCUCCUCCUCUGCCCAGUCCCCCAAUGUUUAAAUCCCAUUUGGGGCCAUAGGAGCCAGAAGCAUGUCUUCUGCUCUUGACUGCUAAGCAUGAGAUGGGGGUGCGGCGUUCCCAGCCCUCUGUGCUUGCUGCUUGGUUCCUUGGGUGAGGAACUCUCAAGUCCAAGUCUUGAAUCAGUCAGUCCACAGGGCUCUGGAUCUCCCUUUUGUGGUCCCAAGAAAGAGCACAAGGGCAGGCUUCAGGUUCAGGACCUCUGGGCAUGAGAGGGAGGAAGGAAGAGCUCAUGCUGUCCAGGCCCUGGUACCCACCUAACAAGACUGUUCGGACCUCCAAACCUCAGGCUUCCCACUUGCCCAUGUUGGCCAGCUCUCCCAGAAUAGCCACUUGUCUCUGGCCCCUGUCGCCGUCUCUUGGGGCCAUCUCAGCCCCUACUGAAAUACCUCAGAUUUGUACUUGUUGAUAUUUGAUUCUUCAGGAAGUAUUGCAUCUCUGAAAUCUUUUUUAUAUGUGUUUUGCUGACUUAAUUUUAAAAUUUUUAUUGUUGUUGCUGUUGUAGCACCAAAGAAAUGAAAGCAGAUCGUUCCAGCCAGGUGCGGUUCGCAGCCAGCCUCCCUCCAACCUGCCCAUGCCCUGGCCAGGAGGUGAAGCAGGCGGGGUGACUCAGGGAUCACUACAGGGAGGGUGGAUAGGGGGCCCAUGCUUGCUGAUGGACCCUGAAACCAUGCUGGUUACUUCUGCCCCUACCCCAGCUGACAAGGUAGGGCAGCCAUCUCUCUGCCCUCAGAGUCCCCACCUUGGGACACAGGCAAGUCGCUCUGGCUCCUGCCUGAGGCUGAGCUCCAGGGAUGGGAAGAUGCUGAGAGCUCUGUCUCCUCUUAGCAUGCAGCUGGAGCUUGUGGUAGAAAAAGACUUGUACAAGGCUUCCCUCUCAGGCCAGUGUCCUGCUGUUACAUAAAGCACCAUCCACUGGGGCUCCUCAGGCUGGGGGUGGGGGGUGGGGUGGCACAGAACAGCUCACUCAAUCCUGUUAGAAAAAGAAAGGGAAACCAAAAGCUUGUGCACAAACAUACCUCAGCCUGGUAAGCACAGCACUGUUGGCCUGUCUCCUCUCCCUGCCCCAGUGCAUGUGCAUAAUCACACACACACACACACACUCUCUCUCUCUCUCUCUCUCUCUCUCUCUCUCUCUCUCUCCCCCCCCACUCCCUCCCUCCCUCCCUCCUUCCCUGAGGAUCUGGCCUCAGAAACCUUACCCACGAGACACAUGCAGUGCUAGGCAGAUGACAGCUGGAAUCUGGUGCUGGUGAGAAGCCCAUUUGGCCAGUGUGUCUCAGGGUUUGGUCACAAAGGAUAAACCCUUCCUACCCAGGGAAGACAGGGACAGUGCACUGUGUCUUUCUGGUACUUGCAUCUUUCCCUUCCCCAGGCAGCUUGCCCACAUUUCCCUCUGAGUGCCCCUCUCUACCCUCAAGCCAGCAGCAGGCUCCUAGCCAGAAAAUUUGAGACCUGGAUGCCAGCAGGUGCCCAGCAUUAAGGCUCUGGCCCAAGUGGAGCGUUCCCUAUAAAUGUGGUCCUAAGGCCAUGUGGUAGGCAGUUGACCAGGACAGCGUUGUCCCCUCCCCCUUCCUGUUAUGUAUGUAUUCUAACCAGAAAAAAAUGUGAUAGCACAUGGUAGCCUAGCCGUGAAUAAAUACCUCAGAUGUCCUUUUGCAGCAAUUUCUGUAUAUGUUGUGGUUAUUUUCUAUUUUAUGUGUUCUCGAAUGCUUAUAUUUCAAUAAACCUCUACCUCUUCACACAAGCAGGUCUGGAUUUCUUU
Molecule: messenger RNA, 4110 nt
Organism: Nannospalax galili (Upper Galilee mountains blind mole rat)
Lineage: Eukaryota; Metazoa; Chordata; Mammalia; Rodentia; Spalacidae
Gene: Arid3b
Product: AT-rich interaction domain 3B
Exons: 9
Coding region: 160-1884 (574 amino acids)
Biological process (GO): regulation of transcription by RNA polymerase II
Cellular component (GO): nucleus
Molecular function (GO): DNA binding
Source: RefSeq, a predicted model, not a curated record